AUGGGUAACGCACACCGACAUCACCUCAAACACCGUUUUCCCCUCCCUCACAACAUGGUUCCUACUCCUCCACAUAAAUUCGGUCCCUCUCAUCCUCCUGAUAAUCUACCAAACCAAAACCAAGGUAGUUCCGAUUCCAACAUCAACAUGAUCUCUUUACCUUACGCCAACGCCGACACCACUCUCCGGUCACUCGCCGCUCAAGCUGAAGGCUACGGCCGCUUCGCCAUCGGUGGACUUCAUGGUUCUCUUUAUCACGUCACAUCACUCUUAGAUGAUGGACCGGGAUCAUUGCGUGAGGCUUGUCGUAGAAAGGAACCGUUGUGGAUUGUGUUUGAGGUUUCGGGUACAAUUCAUCUUUCGUCUUACCUGAGUGUGUCAUCUUACAAGACGGUUGAUGGGAGGGGGCAAAGGAUUAAGCUGACUGGAAAGGGUUUUAAGCUGAAGCAAUGUGAACAUGUAAUCAUUUGUAAUUUGGAGGUUGAAGGAGGUAGAGGACAUGAUGUGGAUGCUAUUCAGAUCAAACCUAAUUCUAAACAUAUAUGGAUAGAUCGUUGCACUUUGAGUGAUUGUGAAGAUGGGCUCAUAGAUAUCACUCGAGGAAGCACUGAAAUUACUAUUUCAAGGUGUCAUUUUCAUAAUCAUGACAAAACAAUACUUAUUGGAUCAGAUCCCUCACAUGUUGAUGAUAGAUGCAUAAAGGUCACCAUACACCACUGUUUUUUCAACGGUACUCGACAGAGGCAUCCUCGUGUUAGGUUUGCAAAAGUACAUCUGUACAAUAACUACAGCAGAAACUGGGGUAUAUAUGCUGUUUGUGCAAGUGUGGAAUCCCAGAUAUUCUCUCAACAUAAUAUCUAUGAAGCCGGCCAGAAGAAGGUUGCUUUUAAGUAUCUUCACGAGAAGGCAGCAGACAAGGACGCCGAAGCAACUGGUCACAUAAUCUCUGAAGGAGACAUAUUUUUAAAUGGUGCUCAACCAGGGUUGAUGACAGGGAACGUUGGGGUCAAAGUGUUUCAUCCGAGUGAACAUUAUAUCACAUGGACGGUGGAACCUCCAACAGAUGAUCUAAAGCAAGUUCUUCAACACUACACUGGAUGGCAAUCUGUUGCGCGGCCAGGGGAUCAAACCAUUUGCGCAGAAUAG
Molecule: messenger RNA, 1146 nt
Organism: Lathyrus sativus (Indian pea)
Lineage: Eukaryota; Viridiplantae; Streptophyta; Magnoliopsida; Fabales; Fabaceae
Source: the annotation of a GenBank genome assembly